Molecule: messenger RNA, 3138 nt
Organism: Xiphias gladius (swordfish)
Lineage: Eukaryota; Metazoa; Chordata; Actinopteri; Istiophoriformes; Xiphiidae
Gene: kif6
Product: kinesin family member 6
Exons: 22
Coding region: 49-2445 (798 amino acids)
Biological process (GO): mitotic spindle organization; microtubule-based movement
Molecular function (GO): microtubule motor activity; microtubule binding; ATP binding
Source: RefSeq, a predicted model, not a curated record
UAUAAGGACAGCCAACCAGACUGAACGGUUUUCUUAUUUUAGCUGAAAAUGGUGAAACAGACGAUACAGAUAUUUGCUCGCAUUAAACCCACGAAGAAAACUACGGCGGGGUACUCUGUGGACAAUGAGGAGCUGACAGGUGCUUCUCUGGAGUUUGUGGUGCCCAGGGACCUGGCUGAUGGCUUCGUUAACAACAAAAGGGAGUGCUAUAAGUUCAGGUUCCAAAAAGUGUUUGAUCAAGCAGUGAAACAAGAAGAGAUAUUUCAAAACAUUGCCAAACCAGUUGCAGACAGUGUAUUGGCUGGCUACAAUGGCACCAUAUUUGCCUAUGGCCAGACGGGCAGUGGGAAGACCUUUACCAUCACAGGAGGGGCCAAGUGUUACAGUGAUCGAGGCAUUAUUCCCCGCACUCUUUCCUACCUGUAUGAAUGCUUCAGUCAGGACAGCAGUAUGGUUUAUACCACACAGAUCUCCUACCUGGAGAUCUACAACGAGAUGGGCUAUGACCUUCUGGAUUCCCGACAUGAAGCCUCUCAACUGGAAGACCUACCAAGAGUAAUGAUCAUGGAGGAUCCAGACCAGAAUAUCCAUCUCAGGAACCUGUCACUGCAGCAGUCAGCUAAUGAGGAAGAGGCGCUGAAUCUACUCUUCCUGGGUGACACCAAUCGUAUGAUUGCAGAAACUCCCAUGAACCAGGCAUCCACACGUUCCCACUGUAUUUUCACUGUCCACUUGUGCAGACGCGAGCCGGGCUCAGCCACCCUUCGGCGCUCCAAGCUCCACCUGGUGGACCUGGCCGGAUCGGAUAGAGUUAGCAAGACUGGCCUGAAUGGGCAGCUGCUCACUGAGGCCAAGUACAUCAACCUCUCCCUUCACUACUUGGAGCAGGUGAUCAUUGCUUUGUCAGAGAAGAAUCGCUCCCAUAUUCCCUACAGAAACUCUGUGUUAACAUCUGUGCUUAGGGACAGCCUUGGGGGCAACUGCAUGACGACCAUGAUUGCCACUAUGGCAGUUGAUAAGAAGAACCUUGAUGAGUCCAUCUCUACAUGCCGCUUUUCUCAGCGCGUGGCUCUCAUUAAGAACAAGGCGAUAUUGAAUGAAGAACUGGAUCCUUCCCUGCUAAUAGCACGUCUGAAAAGGGAGAUUGAGUCUCUGAAGGAAGAGCUGGCCAUGGUGACAGGAGAGCAGAGAGAUAACGAGCUAACUGUGGACGAGAUCCAAAAGUUGGAAGAGCUAGUCAAGGCCUUUCUGGAUGACCCUGAUCCAGGCGUGACACUGUCACUGGGAGCAGAUAUGAGAAAAAUCCAGUACUGUUUCUCCCUGCUUAAGAUAAUGAUUCUGGAAAAGAAAGGUGGAGGAAACAAGUGCAGUGAUGGGCAAGAGUUACCAGCAGCAACAGUGAGGGAAGAUGGAAUUCAAGACAGCCACCAAAGCGCACCAACAGUGACCAAAUUGAAGGAGAUGCUGACUCAACGUGAUAAUGAAAUCAGUAUCCUAGUUAAGAUGUUGAAGAAGGAGAAGAAAAGGGCCCAAGAUGCUGCUGCCCAGCUUGCUAACAUCACUAGUGGCCACGGCUUGGCCUCCCAGAGUGCUUCGAGGUUGUCAGCAAAGCUCCUGUUGGGGGAAAGCAGUACAGACACCAUCUCAGCCAACUAUGGAGGACAAGCUAUGCAGUACAUGAAAAGAGGUCCACAGCUGUCUAUUGGAAAGCAAGAGGCCUUUGAAACUUUCAUAAGGGACCAUGAGGACAUCCUGACCAUUGAAGACAACAAGAACCUACUCAGCAAGAGGUCUGCUGAGGCCAGAAGACUAGGGGAGCUACUGAAUGAAGCCAGAAGCAGAAUCAAUGAGUUGAAAAAGCAGUUAGAGAUGCGGAGGAGGCAGACGGCAGCUCAUGGUGUGAUGGGGAACACAGAGGCUGAGAAAGAGGUGGACCCAGUGGAAGAAAACCUGUGCAAACAGAUUGAGCAAGAAAAAAAGGCUUACAAGAACACCAUUAGCCGUCUAAAAGCACUGAGGACAGAGAUUGAGCACCUGCAGCUGUUGCUGGAGAGGGCAAAGGUCAAGCUCCAGAAGGACUUCCAUAAGUGGUGGAACCAGGAGAUUUCCAGUGUGCAGGAAUCUGAGUCAGAGACCACAGCCAGUGUUCACACAGGUUCACCAGGUGGAGCCUUGCAGCCACCUCCACACGGCACUCAAGGAAUUGGAAGCUUCAACCCCAAAAACAUACCUCCCUUAACAGCUGUCCCAGCAUGGCAUGAUGCGUCCAUGGAUGGGAGAGUGACUGACUACACUCCUUCAUCUGAGUGGAGAGCCCUUUCUACCACCAAGCUGACAUCAUCCUCUAUUCCCCUGACUGGAGACCAGCAGACCGACGCUGACAUCCUGGCCUUUGUCAGAGCCAGGCAAAACCUCCUCAACAGAACAGGUCCACCUCAGCAGUGAUAUGAAGCUCUGACAAAGCAUGCAAGGCCUGAAGCUAUCAUCACCUGACUGCUCAUGCAACCAUCACAUCAAUCAGGUGAUGAAAUGAUCCUGAAAAUGUGUAUCAUACGUCCUUGAGUAUUGAUGGACAAUGAAGAUGUGAGAAAAAAUGAUUUCAAAUGUGUACAAAACAUCACAAUUUUUCUCAUAAAAAGACUCCUCUGCCAAACAAACACCACAUAGCCUGUCUCAUUCGCACAUGCAUACACACACUUGUUGACCUCCUGAAGAUGAUGCCAUUGAUAUAAUGGACAGCAGUAUAAAUCACAUCCCGCACCGGCCAUUUGAUCUGAACAAAUGUUGUCUUAAGAUAUCAGAGGAAGUAGUAGACAAUAGGAUACCAGCUGGCUCCAGUAUGUGUUUAAGGAUGUAAUGAAUCAUGACUUUUUAAAUGGUAACAGGAAGUUUCAACAUGCAGAAUGACAAAUACAUUUCAUAUUUCUUUCUGGUUUCCUUUUAUUCCAAGGUUAACAUUUUUUUGGAAAAUGUUGUAAAUUUCUGUAUUUAAUAUAUAUACAGUACUUUGUGUGUUUAUUUCUGAUUGUAGUAUGAAUAUAAAAUUUGUACAAAAUAUUGAAUAAAAACUGAAGCUGCAUGAUGACAAAAUGAGAUGCCAUAACGUGUUUUACUGUAGUAUUUCAUUUGUAGUUAUUA